GGAGGAAGGGCCGGCGGCCGGCUCCGAGCUCUCCGAGCUCUCCGACGCCGAGCCCCUCUCGGAGCCCGAGGGGGCGGGCGACGCGGCGCGGCCCACCCCGGCGGCGGCGGCGGCGGGCAAGCGGGGGCCGCCCCGCUGCUCCUCGGAGGAGAGCGAGAUCAACAUCACCAGCGAGGAGGAGGAGGAGGAGGAGGAGGAGGGCAGCGAGCGGCCCGCUUGGGCAUCGGGCACCGCCUGCUACAUCUGCGGCAGCCCCUUGUCGCCCACCACCCAGCACCGCGUCCACGUGCAGAAGCAGGAGAAGACCUCGCCGGCACCCUUCUUCCCCUUCCUCUGGCUGCACAGCCCCCCGCCCGGCGCCCAGCCCCUCUCGCCCACGGGCAGCACCCUGGUGUGUCCCUGCUGCUUCGCCUCCCUCAUGCAGCAGUGGCAAAGCUUCGAGCUGGCCAACGUGCCCGUGCUGCAGCGGCUCUACGUGGUGCCCCUCAACGCCGGCGCCAUGCCCGCCAAGGGGCGGCGAGGGCUGAAGGAGGACGGGGUGGGCGCCCCACCGGUGCCCGAGGCUUGCUACCUCUGCGGGGAGGAGUGCGGCAAGGAGGCGAGGCCGGUGGCAGCCAAGAUCACCAACGGCAAUGCGAAGAGCACCAUGCAUUUCCCCUUCCUCAGCCUCCUGCCUUGCCCGCCCAGCGCCAAGGGGUUGAACAAGCACUGGGAAGUGAGCAGCUGCCGCAAGUGCUUCGGGGUCUUGCAGGACCUGUGGGCCAUGUACAGGGCCUGCCACAACGAGGAGCUCAUCACCUCGGUGCAGAGCUUCCUGGGCAGGUACCACCAGGUCUUCUCCACCAGCGAUCCCGGCAGCUUGGCCAGCCACCCUGCCGUCGUCAAGCCCGGUCCCACCUCCGUCUGCUACAUCUGCGGGGCCGAGCUGGGAGCUGGCAGAGAGUUCCAGCUCAAUGUCAACCCACCAGGGCGAUUUGGGGAGAAGGAGCCCUUUUUCCCCUUCCUGACGGUCUACCCACCCGCCCCGCGGGCCAGACCGGCUGACUCGACCGGGCUGGUGGCCACCUGCAUCCUCUGCUACCAUGACCUGCUGGGGCAGUGGCUGCAGCACGAGGGCAGGAACUCCCACCACCCCAGCAGCGCCUGGUCCCGGCAAUACAAAGUGGAGACCUUCGUCUGCUUCUUCUGCCGGCAAGAGAAGAAGCGAUGCCUUGGAUUAAAAGCGGUUCAAGUGGCCAGGCUCCCCGUCUUCCUCUACACCCUCCGCGUGGCCAACAGCUUGCUGGUGGAUGAUGGGAAGCAGUUGACCAUCGGCGCUUGUGCCGAGUGCGGUGCCGUGGUCCUGGCUGGCAAGAGCGUGACCCCGCCAGAGCUGUUGGCAGUGGCACCCUCGGCGCUCCUCCCCAAGGCGUCCUCUUCAUCCCUCGAGACAGCCACCACCAAGCCAGCGGCUGGCGAGCCCCGGCACCGGGUGGCCAGUGCUGGGGAGAUCCCGGGGACGGGCGGUGGCACUGCCCCGGACAUCGGCCAGCGGACGGCUUUGGAUGCGGAGAGUGCAGACGCUGGAGCCACAAGCAUGAGCCAUGAGCCGAAGUCGCCGUCCCUAGGAAUGCUCUCCACCGCCACCCGCACCACUGCCACCGUCAGCCCCCUCACCCCCUCGCCACUGAACGGCUCCAUCGUCCCCAAUGGCAGCCCGGCAGCCAGCAGCACUUUGUCCGUCCAGGCAGCACCUUCCUCCAGCUUCGCCGCCGCUCUCCGCAAGCUCGCCAAGCAAGCCGAGGAACCCAGAGGGUCCUCGAUAAGCAGUGAGUCAUCCCCGGUCUCCUCGCCAGCCACCAACCACAGCUCCCCUGCCAGCACGCCCAAGCGUGGCCCCAUGGGCCCCAUCAUCGUGCCCCCAGGGGGCCACAGCGUGCCCAGCACACCACCCGUUGUCACCAUUGCCCCCACGAAGACGGUCAACGGGGUCUGGAGGAGCGAGGGCAGACAGCAAGAAGCAGGGUCGCGAGGCAGCAGCAGCGGUGGCCGCGAGCGCCUCAUCUCAGAGCCCCCCCUUGCACAGGAGAAAGCAGGGGGGCCUGCCGUCCCCUCCCACCUCCUGGGGACACCCUACUCCUUUGGGCUGCCCCCCAGCUCCGUGGUGCAGGACUCCCGCUUCCCACCUCUCAACCUGCAGCGGCCGGUCCACCACGUGGUGCCUCCCAGCGCUGUCACUGAGGAUUACCUGCGCAGCUUCCGUCCCUACCACACCGCCGAGGACCUCCGCAUGUCCUCCCUGCCACCCCUCGGCCUGGAUCCGGCUGCCGCCGCCGCUUACUACCACCCCAGCUACCUGACGCAUCACCCCUUCCCGCACCCUGCCUUCAGGAUGGACGAGUCAUACUGCCUGUCGGCGCUGCGGUCCCCCUUCUACCCGCUGCCGGCACCGGGCUCGCUGCCGCCCCUGCACCCCUCGGCCAUGCACCUGCACCUCUCGGGGGUGCGGUACCCCCCCGAGCUCUCGCACUCCUCCCUCUCUGCCCUGCAGUCCGAGCGCAUCUCCAGCCUCGCCGCUGAGAGGCUGCAAAUGGAUGAGGAGCUGCGGCAGAGGGAGCGGGAGCGCGAGCGGGAGCGGGAGAAGGAGCGGGAGCGAGAAGCCGACCGGGAGCGGGAGAAGGAGCGUGAACGGGAGCGGGAACGCGAGAAGGAGCUGGAGCGAGAGCGGGAGAAGGAGCGGGAACGGGAGCUGGAGCGGCAGCGGGAGCGUGCCCGGGAGAAGGAGCUGAGCAUGGUGAAAGCCAUGGAAGGGCCCUUCCUCCCCGUGGCCGAGCUGCACGGGCUGCGGGGGCACCCAGCCGAGGAGCGGGGCAAGCCGGCAGAGCCGCUGGUGCCCAGCAGACCAGAGAAACUCAAGGACUCGGUGCUUCCGACGCCAAAGCCCAUCCAGCACCCACUGCACCAGCCACCAGCCUCCCACCACCCCGUGCCCAGCCUCAUCCCCAACCACAACGUGUUCCCGCUGCCGGGGAGCAGUGCAGCCACGGCGCUGCUCAUCCACCGCACCAACGAGGAGGAGAAGUGGCUGGCCCGGCAGCGCCGGCUGCGCCAGGAGAAGGAAGAUCGGCAAUCUCAAGUCUCGGAGUUCCGGCAACAAGUGCUGGAGCAGCACCUGGACAUGGGGCGUGCCCCGAGCCAGCCCGAGCCCGAGCAUCGGCCCGAGCACCCCAGGUCAGGAUCGAACCGCCACGAGCCGAGUGUCCGGGAACCGGGUCAGCACUUCGGCGGCCCCCCACCACUCAUCUCCCCCAAGCCCCAGCACCACCCUGUCGCCACAUCCCUCUGGAACCCUGUCUCGCUGAUGGAGAGCACCCCCGAGCCCCCCCGGCGCCUCCCUGAGCCCCACGCCCUCCAUGGCCACCCAGCCCCCUUCGAGCCCAGCCGUCAGGGCAUCCCACUGGUGAAGGUGGAGAGGGUAUUCUGCCCUGAGAAGCUGGAGGAGGGACCGAGGAAGAGGGAUGCUCUGGAGAAAUACCCACCAGGACGGGAGCCCGGUGCCCCAGAGCAUGGGGGCUUCACCCACACCCCCUUCCUAACUGAGCUGGAGAAGUCCACGCAGAGCAUCCUGAGCCAGCAAAGACCCCCAGCCGCCCCCUUCACCGAGGCCACCAAGCCCAGCUCCCCAUACCGACCCCCCCCACCCCGUGCGCAGGACCCCAUGUACAUCUACGACGAGUUCGUGCAGCAGCACCGCAGGCUGGUCAGCAAACUCGACCUGGAGGAGCGCCGGCGGCGGGAGGCCCGUGAGAAAGGUUACUACUACGACCUGGACGACUCCUGCGAUGACAGCGAUGAGGAGGAGGUGCGGGCCCAUCUGCGCUGCGUGGCCGAGCAGCCCCCGCUGAAGCUGGACACAUCCUCUGAGAAGCUGGAGUUCCUGCAGCUCUUCGGCCUCACCACGCAGCAGCAGAAGGAGGAAUUGCUGAGCCAGAAACGGCGCAAACGCCGGCGGAUGCUGCGGGAGAGGAGCCCCUCACCACCAACGGUGCAGAGCAAGCGCCGCACGCCCUCCCCACGCCUCCCACUCUCCACCCGGUACAGCCCUGACGAGAUGAACAACAGUCCCAACUUCGAGGAGAAGAAGCGCUUCCUCACCAUCUUCAACCUCACACACAUCAGUGCUGAGAAGAGGAAAGACAAGGAGAAGCUGGUGGAGAUGCUCCAGGCCAUGAAGCAGAAGACCACGCCGGCCGCCGUGGUGGUGAAGAGCUCCCCGCGGGACAGCCCCAGUGGCCACACCACUGAGCCGCCGGUGCCGCCACUCCUGCUGGAUCCAGAUAAACCCGUGGGCAUCGCUGUCUCCGUGCCAGAGGUGCAGAAGACGGUGGAACCCGGCAGGUUAGACCAGCUGAGACCCCAGGAGCUGCCGAGGGCUAAAGAAUUGGCCACCGUGCCGGCAGAGAAGCCCCGGCUGAGCGAUGGGCACCCUGGGAAGAAGGCACUGAGCAUCCUCAGCUACGUCAGGGGUCCCCUCCCCAAGGACAUCCCAGUGCCACUGUCUCACAGCAUGAAUGGCAAGAGCAAGCCCUGGGAGCCCUUCAUUGCCGAGGAGUUCGCCCACCAGUUCCACGAGUCGGUGCUGCAGUCCACCCAGAAGGCGUUGCAGAAGCACAAAGGGGGGACGACGGCGUUGACGGCAGAGCAGAACCACAAGCUUGAUGCCUCCAUCCACUACAACAUCCCUGAGCUGCAGGCGACCAGCCGCCUGCCGCCCCCCCCGCACAACGGCACAGCUGAGGGGCCACUGCCCCACCGGGCGCUGCCCCCACUGCCCCACGACUCGGCCUCUGAGGAAGAGGAAGAGGAGGAGGAGGAGGAAGAAGAGGAAGAGUACCCCAGGCCCAAGUGGCAAGGGAUUGAGGCAAUUUUUGAAGCUUACCAGGAACAUAUAGAAGAACAAAACCUGGAGCGCCAAGUGCUGCAGACCCAGUGCCGGCGGCUGGAGGCCCAGCACUACAGCCUGAGCCUGACGGCAGAGCAGCUUUCGCACAGCAUGGCGGAAUUAAGGACCCAGAAGCAGAAGAUGGUCUCGGAGCGCGAGCGCCUGCAAGCCGAGCUGGAUCACCUGCGGAAGUGCCUUGCCUUGCCUGCAAUGCAGUGGUCUAGGGGUUAUUUCAAGGGGUAUCCCAGGUGACGCUCCUUGGGCUAGGCCGAACAUAUAGUCUAGAAAUAAUAAUCUAUUUUAUUACCUUGAAUAUUUAAUAUUUUUCACUGGGAGGUUUGAAGCUAAAAAAAUAAAAUUUAAAAAAAAAAAAAAAAAAAAAAAAACAACAACAAAAACGGAGAAUGUGCCAUGCAUGAAGCAAAGGAGCACGGGAGCCGGGAGGGGAGCCCACCUGACCGGCGAGCAGCCCCCAUCCCAUCCCCUCCCACCCCCCACUGGCUGCUGGCCCUCUGCAAGCAACCGCCAGCCCGGCUCAGGCUCUCCUCCCGGGGGCAGGGUGCUGCGGCCCCCCUCCACCCACCCACACUUUAUAAUGCUCAUUUUUUGUUGGGUUUAUUUUUUUUAUUAUUUUGGGGGGGGGGGUUGGUUUUUUUUUUUUUGUUUUGUUUUUUUUGGUUUUUUUAAUUACAAUUAAAGACUCCACCAACACUAAAGCCGGAGGAGCCCUGUGGGGCUGGGUGCAGGAUGGCUGGCCAGCAGCGGCCGAGCCCCCCUGCCAUGGCACUGGGAGCCUUCCCUCCACCCCCCGGGGCUUUCCACUGGAAAUGCACUUCGCUAUAAAACAAUAAAGUCAAUAAACUGGUUGAAGGUACCUUUUUGUUCCUGUUUGGGGGUAAGGGGCAGAGACGCGCUGGUGGUGGGCCCCAGCGGGGGUACCUUGUCAGAGCCAUUCACCCUGGUUUUGCAAUUUAAAAGUAAAAAAAAAAAAAGGUGCUUCAGCCUUGUAUUGUGUAUAUAUAUUAAAAAAAGGAAAAGUUUUGUAUGUUUUUAUUACUUUAAUUAUUGUUAUAAAAAGCUUGCCUUUUUUUUAAUAUGUUUCUGCUUUUUUUUUUGCUUUUUUUUUCCCCUUCCCCCCCCCCCCCCCCCCCCCUUCUGCCUCCCUCUUAUUUUCUUUUUUUUGGCAAAAGGAUUAAGUUGCUUUUAGUGUUUGUACUGCUGCUGGUCAGGACAGAAAAGAUAUUGUUUUAGAAGAAUUUUAAAACAGGGAAAAUAAAUCCCCUUUUCCAGUGGGGCAGGUGCUGUCCUACCACCAGCCCCUUGGGAACCUGGAGCUGAGCCCUUCCACCACCCUCCUCCUCCUGGGGUUUGGGUUUGGUUUGGUUUUUUUUUUACCCUUUUUGGUUUUUUUGUUUCUGGAUCUUUUUCUGGCCCAUCUGGGCAGCUGUGGGUGUCACAGUGCCGGGUGGUUUCUCAGCCUUGUGUGGGCUCCCAUCUGCCAAAUUAAAAAUACAACGCAAUUGCGCCGAGAGGGCUGGAGGGUUUGGGGAUGGGUGGUGCUGGGGGGUCCUUGUCAUGUCCCCCCCAAAACACCAAGACAAUCAGAGUGGUGCUAAGGCAGUUGGGGCAGGGGUAGCCGGGCUUUGCCCGUGGGGUUGGGGUUGGUGGCACCACAGGGCCAAGCCAGGUCAAGCUCUCCCUGCCCAUCCCGGUGCCCGCUGGCGGGCAGGGGCUGCCUGAGGCUCGCUGCCGGCAGUGCCGCAGUGAAGCACGAUGGCAGCGCCGGGCCAGGGUGGCAGGUUCAGGCUUGGUGCCACAAGGUGCCAUUUUUAGCCACUUUGUAAUCAUUGUGUGCCCCAACUCCCCAGGGAGGUUUUGUAUUUUUUUGUUAUUAUUAUUUUUACAAUUAUUUAUUUUUUUUUUUUUAAUUCACCAGAAGACAAGCUCACGUCUAUGGGAAAAGGUGACCUCUGCUUUCUGCUUUAAAUUCCCUUGUUGCACUCUCAAAGAAAGCAUUAACCGCCCCCCCCCCCCGCCAGCUCCCCAGUCUCCCAUUGGCUUCACCAAAAAAAAAGCUGUGCAAGAUUAAAAAGCAAAAUGCCCUUGUGACAGAAAUUAGUUUAAUCUUUUUUAAAUCCCCAAUUGCAUCGCCAGCCUCUGGCCUAGCCGCUGCCAACUCCAGGCUUCACAAUGAAUUUUAACACGGCAAAAUAUGCUUGCUGCUCGUCUCGCUUUUUCCCUUCCCGUGUGCUGGGGUUGGGGGCCGGGGGGGGGAAGAAGCCAGGGCUAGAAAAUCAGCGGCAAUUUAUCCCUUGCCGCCACCGUGCCGUGAUGAGGCUGCGGGUAGGAGCCUGGCUGGGAUGUAGCCUUGCUUCGUAGCAGCUCCUGUGCUGAGACUUUCCCCCCUCACCAGCCCAUAAUCAUGUUUUUUGGACCAAUUUCUCAGCAUUAUUCCCCCCCAGGCCAUGGCAAGCAGUUGUGUCUGUACGUACCCCAUGCAGAAUUGCUGGAGCAGCUGCGCCAGAGCCUGGGAGGGCUGCGAGGAGGGGAAGGAAGGCAGAGCCUGCUGGGGGCAGUUUAGAUGCUGUGAAAGAAAACAAAACAAAACAAAAAACCCAAAAAGGAGAAAAAAAAAAAAAAAAAACCCAAACCCUAAACAUGUUCUAAGUGUACUUGUUUGAAUUAAUUGUAAUGUAAUAUAUUAUUUGUUGAAUGUAGUAAUUAGGUAUUUAUGAAUAUAUUGCUGUAAUUUCUGAAAACAUCCAAAAAAAAUAAACUCUUCCACAAUGAC
This is a messenger RNA of Falco peregrinus (peregrine falcon), 7712 nucleotides long. It is a transcript of the gene GSE1, whose product is annotated as Gse1 coiled-coil protein. The record is from RefSeq and is a predicted model, not a curated record. Lineage: Eukaryota; Metazoa; Chordata; Aves; Falconiformes; Falconidae.